AUGAAAGAGAAUAAGACGAUGUUGGCCAGCAAAACACAGAAGGAUUAUUCAACAAUCAAAUAUUCUUCCGAAGAUUGCUCUUUACCCGCGCAAACUCGUGACCAUAGCAGGCAGAGAGAGGCACGUAACAGACUCCUGCUUGGAUUUAACUCACCUGACCUCAAACUAGGGUCCAACCCAGUCAAAUUUACAUCCCUUCGGGCUCUUGAAAGCACGGCAGGGCGACCAAAUGCGACAUUUGAUUGCAGUCUACAAUCAACCAUCGCGGAACCCUUGAAUGAAAAUGCAGCGGCGCCCGGAAACGGGCCAGACUAA
Opisthorchis viverrini is the source of this 315-nucleotide messenger RNA. RefSeq lists its product as hypothetical. The record is from RefSeq and is a predicted model, not a curated record. Bases 1 to 315 code for a protein of 104 amino acids. NCBI's taxonomy places the organism in Eukaryota, Metazoa, Platyhelminthes, Trematoda, Opisthorchiida, Opisthorchiidae. The transcript is spliced from 2 exons.